CUAUGGCCAAUAAAAUCUUCUUGUACUGCAUCAUUUCGUGGUUCCAAUGCGAACGGGUCACGAGACUUUAUAACUUUUGCAUACUCAGAUUCCCUAAUCACCUAUAACCCACUAGCUUCACCAAUAUAUAAGCACAUCACCACCACCUGCAUAUUCUCACACUCACACAAACUUUCCCUUCAACCAAAGAAAUUUCUUCUUCUUUUUUCUCUUAGUCUCUUUCUUCUUUCAUCACUCAUGGCUUCAAGCUCUCUCACCAAGCAAAAGCCUUCUGAGUCCUCUUGGACCCAAAAACAGAACAAGCUGUUUGAGAAAGCACUUGCCAAAUAUGACAAGGAUACCCCUGAUCGCUGGCAGAAUGUGGCUGCAGCAGUUGGUGACAAAACACCUGAUGAAGUUAAGAAACACUAUGAGAUCCUCGUUGAGGAUGUCAGACACAUUGAAUCUGGUCGUGUUCCUCUUCCCAAAUACAGGUCCACCGGAAGCAGCAGCACCACCACCACCAACAAUGUUGAUGAUGGAGACAAGCUUAUGAAGUAUCUCAAGCUGAAUUGAUGAUGGGAAACGAUGUUGUUCGUGUCAUCCUCGGCUAUUAGCAGCAUUUAUGUGGUGUUCCUUGAAUUUCCAGAAAUAUCUUUAUUUCCAUGUCUCUCUAGUUUGUUUAUCUGUGUUUUCUUUUCUGCAGUUGUAAUUUAGAUUGUUUCAGUUUUCAAUGAAUUGUCCUGUUUCAGAAAACAAUACCAGAUUCUUAAUCA
Molecule: messenger RNA, 755 nt
Organism: Vigna unguiculata (cowpea)
Lineage: Eukaryota; Viridiplantae; Streptophyta; Magnoliopsida; Fabales; Fabaceae
Product: protein RADIALIS-like 4
Molecular function (GO): DNA-binding transcription factor activity
Source: RefSeq, a predicted model, not a curated record